Messenger RNA from Paramecium pentaurelia, 1327 nucleotides. The record is from the annotation of a GenBank genome assembly. Lineage: Eukaryota; Ciliophora; Oligohymenophorea; Peniculida; Parameciidae.
AUGAAACAUGUUUCAAAUAGAAUGCUUAAUUAUCUUGAGCCUUAGAUGUAUGCUAGAUUUACAAUGUUGGCUAAUCAGAAAGGAUGUGUUAAUUUAGGUUAAGGAUUUCCAAACUUUGCCCCUCCUUAGUUUUUGAGAGAAGCACUCUCUGAAGAAGCCUUGACUGAAUAGUUAUAAUAUACUAUGACUGCUGGUCAUCCUAAAUUACUUAAUUCUGCAGCAUCUUUCUUUUAGAAAAGAAUGGGAUUAUAAAUAAAUAUAGACAAAGAAAUAGUAGUGAGUUCAGGAGCCUAAUCAGUACUUUGCUGCUUAAUGCAAGGUAUUUUAAAUCCAAAUGAUGAAGUAAUUGUAUUUGAUCCAGCUUUUGGUAAUUAUUAUAUGAAUAAGAAAUAGAUUUGUAUAGACCUUUGAUUGAAUUCUCAGGUGGUAAACAUAUUGGUAUACCAAUUAAACCAAAAGUCUUAAAUAACAAAGAAAUGAUGUUGAAAAGAUAUUAGAAUGGGUAAUUCAUUUAUACUAAUGAUGAUGAAUGGGAAAUAGAUUUCACCCAUUUAGAAUAAGUUAUAAAUUAGAAAACGAAAUUGAUCAUUUUAAAUUCACCGAUGAAUCCCAUUGGAAAGUAUAUAUAUAAAUUUAUUUUUGAAUAUUUAAGAAUGAGGAAUAUAAUAAAUUAGCAGAAAUCUUAGAAAAAUACCCAAAGAUAAUUGUUUGUGAGGAUGCUGCAUAUCAUCAUAUAACAUUUUAGAAUAAUGAACCUUUCAAAUAUCCUAGGUGUAUCACUCAUCCAAAGUUAAAAGAGAAAUCUGUUUGUGUCAUGAGUGCUGGCAAGAUGUUUUCAGCAACUGGAUUAAGAGUUGGAUUUGCUAUAGGAAAUGAAGAUAUAAUUAAAGGAAUGAAGGCUGCAUAAACUUAUCAUAUAUUUUGUUUGAAUCCUGUAAAUUAAACAGCAACUGCAAGAUGUUUAGAUUAUACAGCAGAUGGUCUUUAUUUUUAUUCUCUUCGAAAUUUAUAUUAAUAAUAGGCUACAAAGUUAUUAAAAGGAUUGAUAGAAAGCAGAUUAAACUUUAAUUAUUGGGUUCCUUAAGGUGGAUAUUUUGUUGUAACUGAUAUAUCAAAUAUUGAUAUACCUAACAAAUAUUUUAUUUAGAAUGAUGUGAAGGUUACUAGAGAUUUUGCAUUUGCACAUUAUAUGAUUAAUGAAUUUGGAGUUGUUUGUAUUCCUUGUUCUCCUUACUACGAAAAUAAAGAGACAGGUUAAAAUUUAGUAAGAUGGGCAUUUUGUAAGACAGAUGAGACCAUUUCAGAAGCAAUCAAUCGUCUUUAAUGA